AUGGGUUCUUCAGCAUAUGCAGCAUACGCGGCCCAGAAUGGGCUUGCAGGCGGCGCACACACCGUCACUGCCCUCGGGCGGUGGUCCAUUUUAAACAAUCAACUUCCAGCCGUUGACAAGAUCAAGGUGAUCCACGUCUACGACUUUGACAAUACGCUUUUCAAGACCCCUCUUCCAAACCCCAAGAUAUGGAGCGGUCCUACGAUCGGUGCUCUUGCGAACCCCGAGUGCUUUAUCAACGGUGGAUGGUGGCACGACUGCCGGAUUCUCGCUUCCACAGGCGAGGGUCUUGCCAAGGAAGAACCGAAGGCAUGGAACGGGUGGUGGAAUGAAAAGAUUGUCGAACUUGUUCGGCUGAGCAUGCGGCAAAAGGAUGCGCUUUGUGUCCUGCUUACUGGCCGCUCAGAGUCUGGAUUCGCCGAUCUGGUCAAGCGCAUGGUCUCAAGCAAAGGCCUUGAGUUUGAUCUAGCCUCUUUGAAGCCGGCCGUUGGCCCCAACAACCAGCCCUUUGCCACCACCAUGAUUUUCAAGCAGGCUUUCUUGGAAGCUCUGAUGGAGACCUACAAACAGGCUGAAGAGAUCCGUAUCUAUGAGGAUCGUCCGAAGCACGUCAAGGGCUUCCGUGAAUUCCUGAACGAUUAUAACAAGAAGCAAAGGGGCAUUGGUGGCUCCCCCACACGAGGGCCGAUUGAUGCUGAGGUCGUGCCAGUGGCUGACAUUGCCACAAAUCUCGACCCCGUUGCCGAAGUAGCUGAAGUCCAGCACCUGAUCAACGAGCAUAACGCCGCCCUAUUCAAGCGCCGGCGCGGGACUAGAGGCGAGCGCCUCAUGAUCAAGAAGACUGUAUUUUAUACAGGAUAUCUGAUCAACAGCGCUGAUACUCAGCGUCUGCUAACACUCGCAAAUUUUCCGCAAAACCUAUCAGAGACAGAGUUGAAAUUGCAUGCAAACAAUAUCAUGAUAUGCCCGAGACCGUGUCCGGCUAGUAUCUUGGAGAAGGUCGGUGGCAUGGGGACAAAGAUGUCGUGGGAAGUCACUGGCACAGCAUGUUUCGAGAACAAUAUCUGGGCGGCCUGCCUAAAGCCUGUGCCGGCUACUGCAAAGUUCCACACUGACAACCCGAGCCCUCUUGUUGUUCUUGCGCUACGAAAAGGCGCGCGUCCGGUGGACGCAGGUAAGAUCAAGAAUUGGCAGCAAGUACCGCUAGACAAAGCCUUUGUCUUUGAGACGACAGUAGGAGAAAAGGUGCUUCUUCGUGUUGAAGCGGAGGAUCCCAGUGAAGGUGCAUACGAGAGCUUGUUCCCUAACAAACCCUCCAAGAGGAAGUUUGGCAGCGGGGAAGAAGAUUCUCGUCUGCGUCAAGGCAAUACGCAUGCUGGUGGACACCGUAAUGAUCGGGGCCACUUCCACCAAUCUGGACCUCCGGGCCGCGGGGGUUCAGGCCGAGGAGGCUUCCGCGGAGGAGCCAAUGCGGGCCCGCACCGAGGUUUCCGGGGACGAGGAGGUGGUUCCAGAGGUCGUGGCGUCCGUGGCGGUGGUGGCCAUCACUACAAGUCGCUCGACGAUCUUGCCACGCGAGAAAACCAAGGCGGGUUUGUGCAGCAGGUGUCUUACGAAGAUGACUCUCAGCGAAAUUUUACGACAUUGCAGCAGACGCAAAACCAAGGGAGCCAAGGUUACCAAAAACAGCCGCACUACCAACCGCCUUACCAACAUCAGGGGCAGCAGCCGCAGCAGCAGCAAUAUCAGCAGCCCCAGCAGCCCCAGCAGCAGUAUGGUGGCUGGCAGCAGCAACAACAUGGCAAUUCCCAACAAGGACGGCCUAUGGGUGCUCCGACUGGUCCCAGUGGUCAGGAGAUGAACAACUACUACUAA
Lasiosphaeria miniovina is the source of this 1875-nucleotide messenger RNA. RefSeq names its product tat pathway signal sequence. The transcript is spliced from 3 exons. The record is from RefSeq and is a predicted model, not a curated record. Gene Ontology annotation, molecular function: RNA binding; histone H2AQ104 methyltransferase activity; rRNA methyltransferase activity. NCBI's taxonomy places the organism in Eukaryota, Fungi, Ascomycota, Sordariomycetes, Sordariales, Lasiosphaeriaceae. Gene Ontology annotation, cellular component: box C/D methylation guide snoRNP complex; small-subunit processome. The coding region runs from base 1 to 1875 and encodes 624 amino acids. Gene Ontology annotation, biological process: box C/D sno(s)RNA 3'-end processing; rRNA methylation.